This is a messenger RNA of Cinara cedri, 9556 nucleotides long. The record is from the annotation of a GenBank genome assembly. NCBI's taxonomy places the organism in Eukaryota, Metazoa, Arthropoda, Insecta, Hemiptera, Aphididae.
CGUAUCGCGGCCGGGUCGGCGGUUAUUGCCGUAGUCAUGAACGUUUGGCGUAAGCUAAUGAGGAUUUUGGGUAUCGCCGGACGGACGCCGCGGCGGCGCAAGGCCCGAGCGCUUUUCGUCGGGCUCAACAACGCGGGCAAGAGCACGCUGUUGAAUCGCCUGAAAUCGGACCGGGAACAAGUGUCGCGAAAAAUGAUCACUCCCACUGUCGGGUUUACCGCCGGCCAGUUUGUCUGUGAGUAUUGCCGUACGAGGCCUCAGUGAUGGUCAAAUAAUUUUGCUACGGGGACAAUAAGGGAUAAGGAUAAUUUUUUAAUAACUUGCUGUUAUUAUUUAGGUAUAUCAUUUUUUUUUUCAUUUUUUUAUAAAAUAUAUAUUACAUAAUAUACUAUUAUAAAUGUUGAAGGCAAAUGAGGUCAUGAGUGGCUACAUAUCCCUUUCAUCCCCCGUCUACGUUUGAUCGCUCCCGUGAAACCUAUAGGCUACCUGGUUACGGGGGUCCACACGGCGACGAUACCAAUGCAAUACAAGUACCUAAUUAAUAUCAUGAACUAUAGACGUUUCGUCGUGUGAACAGGGCCAUAUUAUAUAGGGUGAUAAUUUUUUAAUGGACCAUCAAAAAGUGUAGGGAAGGUCUAAACUUUAAACUUUAAACUUAAUUCAUGUAUGGAAAAUUCGAUAUUAGUGUUAUACAUUUAUAAUACAUGUCAAAAUGGUUAGCAAAAUAUUAUCUACUCGAAUAUGUGUUCAAAAAGGAAGAUUCUAAGUGAAAAUAUAAAAAUAUGUACUUAUUUAAGGUAUAUGAAGUAAAUAGGUAAUAAAAAACAAAAAAAAAGUUUUGAAAUAAAGCUUAUUCCAUAAUUUAACAAUGGCUGAAAAAACAAACAGAAAUCAAAUUCACUUAAAAUCAUCCAAAAAAUUUGCUGGUUCAUGAUAAAAUGAACACUGUAUGAACAUAAAUAUAUUGUAAUGGCUAUACAACUAUUGUGAGAGCAAAUAUCACACUGUCGUGCACGCACGAUAUUGAUGUAGUUACUAUCAUGAGACUGUAAUCGUGAUAGUAAAUAUCGCCUCGUAAACACAUUAUUAUACAGCAGUGGCGUAACUGGAUAAAUAUUUUCACACGUGAUUAGGUAUAUUGAAUUUGAUUUUAUGUGAGGAUGGUCUAAUUUUUUUUUAAAUUUUUUCAACUAACAUUUUUUCUCAUCUCCUAAUUGUGGAACUGAAUAGAUUAUUUAGUAUUUUGUUAUCCUGUAUUUUUUUUUUUUUUUAUCUAAUAAUUUGUAAUAAAGUAUGAAGUAUGAAGUAUAAACUUAUCAGACUUAAAAUUUGAUGUUUUGAAAAUAUGAUGGAAAGUUUUUAUCUUUUUAUUACUAAAUUUUGAAUUCAUAUUGUUUAUAAAAAUAAAUAAAUAGGUACUUUUAAAAAAAAAUAUUCUUUCUUUUUUAUUUAUAAUCAUAAAAGAUAAUGUGCAUAAUAUUUACCGGAGUCCCAUAUACCUAGGUACUCUAGGUGUAGUCCGCGACUUACGAUUAUAGCACGUGGUUAUAGACACGGAUUUUAUAAAUAAUAAUAUAUUAUACAAUUUAUAAACUUAAAUAUUUUUGGUGCAAAAUGAUACUUUUGUAACAUCUGAAAAUUGUUUGGUGUAGCAAGUUUAAAUAUGCAAAGAUUAAUCAUUGCUAACGAAAAAUUAUUCUGAGCGGAGUUCGGUUACACAUAUUUUGAAAGGCCGUAUAAUAUUUACGAUAUGAAAAUUAAUUCCUAUUGUAACUUUUCAUACGUUUUUCCCAGUUUUUCCGAUUUAUCAUGAAAACCCCACGAAAAAUCAAAAAAUAAUCUGCUUAAAGUACUACCCCAGGAAAAUUUCCUUUCAGAAAAGUUGCUAUACUUGAAUAUCGGAGCACAAUUUCUGAUAGAAACACAGUUCAUGAAAAAAAAAAAAAAGAAUUAAAUAAACAUCAUUGUAAAACCCAUAAAUUCCUCGCUAUACGUUCAGAAUUUAAAAUACAAUAACAACGUUAACUAUACUAUAGUCAAUUUUACUAUACUGUGACAUUCACUAAAUGCAAUUUAGUACUCGAUUUAACAAUUUGCUUUAGUGACUCGGCUGAAUACUAUCCAAGUGUAAACCCAGCUUAACAUUAUAUCGAUCACCUUGUGUAAUACUAUCGUUCAAUUUUACUCUCAUGUCGUGCUUUAUUCACAAAACGUUUUUAUCGACUUUUAUUCUACUGCAAAACAUCAUGCCAUCUAAUAUCAGUCAACUAUACACGGGCGUUUUCGCUGGGGGAGGGGUAGACGGGGCAAUUGCCUCCUCUUAUUGGUUUUUAACCUAACCUUGUAGCUUUAGUACCUAUACCCGCCAUUUAUUAUUUUUUUUAAUUUUUGCUCCCUCCCUAGAAAAAUAUCUACGAACACCCAUUAAUAGUUUAUCAUCGCACAAUAGACGAUUAUCUAUCUCCCUAUACAGGUACCUGUGAUAAUUGCUAUCGAAAUAGUUGUCAAACCUACUAUCGUGAUAGUAACCAUCGGACGUGUGUAGUGUUAAAGACCAGUUAUUAAGAACUCCCUUUGUGGACUUUGAAAGGGUAUAUUGAUUUAGAUUUUAGGAACAGUUGGGAGUUUCGCUGUAUUGCAACAAUAAUAAUACUUUAUUAUUGUAUUAGGGAUGGGGAAUUUUAAUAUUUUUCGUAUACCGCGGAAAAUUCGUAUGUUUUUUUAAUAAAAAUAUAAAUUUCUAACAUUCCAAAAACAUUAUUUUAUAUAUUUUCAAAAAUAAUUGUUACGCGAAUAAUAAUUCGUUUGGGUUGUUUUUAAACUAAAUACCUAAUACGGAACGAAUAACGCUAUAUACCGUAAACGUAAACGCAUUUCCGCGGUGAACCGGAACUGCAGCUUUCCGGGUGUUUCACUCCAUUUAGUUCCGAUGAAGUUUUGUGGCCAAAACUAACACAAAAACGGACUUGGCAAUAAAUAUUGUAAUAUUAUAUUAUGCACGAAGAAGAAACAAAAAUUGUAUACAGUCGAGUGAAAUAGUUUGUGUUAUACGACCAGCAAUAAUGUGAGUUACACGAUUUAUAACAAAUAUAAAAUAAUAAUGUGUGAAAUGAUAUAAUUCUGACAAAAACCGUUUUCACUCCGCACGAUAGUAAAUAAACUGCAACGGACUACACCUUAUUCUGUCUGUUUAAGUGCUAUUUAAUGGUCGUAUAUGUAUUGUAUUUUUUGUUUUAAUUCCGAAAAUGCAUUUUGGAAGGAAAAGACGGAAAAAUGCCACUGUGACAUUUUUCUAUUUUUUUUCUCGAUUAAAUUGGCUAUAAAGAAUUUUGGCUUUUCUGUUUGAUUAAUUUCAUGCUCUUAUCUGGUUCUGGACUUUUGAAAAAUUAUUAAUUUUUAAUAAUAUCUUUGUAGUAGACGUAUGACAUUUAAGCAAUGUUACAACUGUUACAAAUUAUACAUGUUAAUUUUUGUAUUAUUUUGUACAAAUCAAACCAUGAAUUUUGUCUUAGAAAUGAGGAGAAACACAAAUAAACGUUUCAACUUAACGACGAGCUAUCGUUUUUCAAAAUGUCAUAAUACGAGUAUUAGGUAUCAAAAAUCUAUGAUUUCUACUAUAAGGUUCAUUUAUUUUCGUAUCGUGUAGUGUAUUUUCUGGUAUAAUUUUGUAUUUCAUAUUACACAUCGUCAAACUUUAUGGUACUGAUUUACACUAUACUAUUUUCACUGAAAUUUUGCGCUGAUCGUUUUCCAACCGUUUUUCUUGCGUCCAUAACACGGUCGUUUGUAUAGGUUAUAUAAACGUGUGUAUUUAGGUAAUUUGACGAAACUGAAUUACAAUAUUCUACCACUAAAAUUAAUACUUCGGUAAACAGUUUUUGAAAUUCACCCAUUGUGCCGACCAAAACUCAAACAUUUCAGACAGUUUAUUUAGCUUUGAGUCGAUCAAUAAUAUGCAAAGUUGUUCGCCCCUCUCUGUUCCCGCCGAUGGUUGGACGGUAUACUACACACCAAACGAAGUAAUAUUUUAAUACAUACCAUACUAUAUUAUAUACUAUCAUAAUAUAUACAACCCGGUUUUUAAUUCAUCAGCUAAAAGCACUCCGAAUUAAAAAUUAAAAAAUCACGUGGUAUUUGUUACACUACGACGUAGUGAUGGUUGGAUUUUACUUCUUUUCUUAAUCUCAAAAAUACAAUACAAUAAUAGGGAGUCGGCUGAAACGCUGACAGGUAAAAUAUCAAUAAAUUGAUGUCAACUGUGAAAACAUCGAAAAGAACGAAAUAUCGACAAAUAAAAGUUUAUUAUUACCAAAGUAAAUAUUGACAAAUUAAAUAAUUAAUAAUAAUAGUUAUAAUAAGAAUAUAAAAGUCAUUAUGAAGUAUGUUAUAAUAAUAUUAUUUUAGAUUCUGAUUGGAGUUAAGAAACUUAUGGUUUUACAAAGAUAUUUAUUUUUUUUUUGUGGACAACUUUUCUACCAGAGAUCUUGCUCCAAUUUUUAAGUGUAGCAAAGGAAAUCUGAAAGUUAAUCUGACUGAGAGGUAUUUUGGGAAAGUCAUUUUUUGAUUUACCAUGGAUUUUUCUCAACAAAUGAGAAUAACCAGGGGAAAACCGCUUAUGUAAUUAUUUUACCAUAAUGUGACAUAUAUAAUUGUUGAAAAAGCAACACUAUCAACUAAAUUUCACUCAGAAUCAUUUUUUCCUUAGCAAUAGUUUAUCAUUACUGCUGUUAGUACUGAAACAGAUAAAAAUUGUUCUUAGAUAUAUAAUAUAAUAAACAAUAUGUAUAAGAUUAAGUUUAUCAAAAAAAAAAAACAUUUUUUUUUUUUUAAAUUUUAUUCGCUAGUAUUUUAUUGUUAUAAACUAAUCUUUAGUCGUCACACAUUUUAUAAUUGCGGGUUAAAUGCUUAUACGCAUUGAAUUUCAAAAAUAGGCCCUGAGGUUUAGUCUGAUAGUCUGAUCGUGACUCGUGAGUAUAUAGUUAACCUAUGUUUACCUAUAGACUUACUAUGGAAAUGGACAUCUGAAUAAGAAUUAUUGUGUGAUAUUACGUCUAAUGCAGUUAUUAAUUUCAUGUAUUAUAAAUGUAGUGAAAUAUUAAAAGAACGUUACAACUUUAAAAAUACGAUUUUAGAUUAUGACCAAAUAAUUUUAUUAUUAUGUGGUAUUUGUUUCUGUCUCUGUAUCUAUUCAACCAUCAACUUUAAGGGUAGUUUUCGAUAGCAAAUUUAGUUUAGUUGGUGAAUUAUUUAGAGGUUUUAUUUUUAUUUUUCUUAAACAUUUUGGUGAAAACGGGAAAAACGUAAGAAAAUGUAUACAAAUCACUAAUUUUUGCUUACUACUGUUAUACAACUUGUUCAUUUUAAAUUUAUGCGAAUAAAAUUAUUUUGGCUAUAUGAAAGUUCUCAACAGUUUAAUAUCAAGUACAUCAUAAAUUUUACUUACAGGUUAAAAAAAAUGUAGUGCGGCUCAUUUAAUCAUUUGCCGGUAUAAAAUAAUGAGCCAGUACGCGCCUGAUUACAAGCUUUUUUAAGCUCAAAUGUUUGACGAAAAUCGUAAAAACUACUGCUUUUAGAAAUAUGUUUAACUAAACUUCGCUCAGAACUAUAUUUUGUUAGCAAUGAUUUAUCGUUGCGUAUACAGAUACUAACUAAAUAACUUUACCUUCCUAACUUCCCUCCUACAACAGUGGCACACCCAUUAGCAGGAUCAGUUUGUUUUUUCAACCCGCAAAUAGUUAAAUGACGCAAUUGUCUUCCAUCUUCUGUAUCCGUAGUGACUUCCUUAACCUCCUUGUAAACUCAAUAUCCAACAAAAUUAGUUUAUAGAAGAUUGGGGGAACUUGAGGCUCUCCCUAGUUUCUUUUCGAUUUCCCAUUACAUUUUUGUGGUUAUCCAUGCAUUGUUUAUUAUUAUUAGGGUUUGUAAGUUCAUGCAUUUGCAUGUAUUUUAUUGUUAUAUAGAAAACCACCUAUAGUCACAAAAAUAUAAACUUGAAUAGUGCAUAUUUUGGAUAUUUUGGCAGUAUAUUUCAUAUAAAUUCAGAAAUUAUUAUUUCUUAUUUACUUUUCCGAACACGUUAAGUGUUGACAAAUUGUUUUUUACGGUUUAUUUGUACUCUCGUAUUGGUUAUAUGAGAUUUUUAACAUAAUAAAGUAACGUUAUCGCUACUACUAUACGAAGCGCCGAAAAAAUAUCACCGGUAAAAUAUGGUGCGACAAAAAUAUCAUCAGUAUAAAAUGUAGUAGCAAUAUAAUUAUAAAAUAAUAUAAAAUCGCAUGCAACAAAUAAUUUAUGUAGCAAUAUAUAAUUACUAUUAACUCAGGUUUUACCUUGACAUCAGCAACAACUUUUUAUUUCAUAAAUAUGAAACCGUUGUGCAUUAAUACUCUUAUCCUUUUGUACUUUUUGUAGUUUUUAUAAUAUUUAAUGACAAUCAAAAAAAAACAAAGUUGAUAUUUUACAAGUUUCAACUAAAAAUACAAAGUAAAAUUGUUAAACAGUACAAACUAUUAUAAAUGACAAUUAUUGUAAUAGGUGGAUAAGAUAAGUAAUUUACAAAUUUUCCUCCUUAGCGAAAUCCUAAAUACGUCGCCGGUGUCAAGUUGCAUAGACGGUUUUUUAUACAUUUAACGUGAUUGUGUUUCUUUGAUACACAAUUACAGUUUAUAAUGAUCAUUUGAUCUUUAUCAUAUCACGAUUAUAAACAAAAAAAUUUUUAUCAUGCCCUUAUGUCUCGGUUCACUUAUUUAAGUAAAUUUAUAUUUUUAUUAUAGAACUAGUUGACAAUUUUGAAUGCAGUAAUUAACGCACAAUAAAAUUAGUAUGGAUAGAAAAAUUGGUGAAAAACUGAAUAAUCUAUUAUGUUAUCAUUUUAUCAAUUCAAUAAUAUUAUUUGAUAUUUAUCGAACCAAAAUAGGGACUUUCAAAUUAUCGAUCUAUUAAGAGGAUUUUUGUAGAAUCGAUACAAGUUGUUUUUGCAACAGCUAAUCGAGUUGAUUAAAACGUUAUCGGUUCGAUAAACAGUUAUUGCUCAUUUAUGCGACCCGGCAUGCCCAUUUAUUUCACUUUUAACGAUAGUUUUACAUUUACUGUAUAAUAAUAUAAUAGACCUACUAUCGUUCUUCGUGGUAUAAUGCUAUUUUUCGAAUUCAGAUGAUGGAUUUUAUGCAGCCGAAACCUAACGGCCGUAAUAAAAUAACAGUUUAAUUUGUUUAAUUUGUAUUUUCAAACGUUAUACUAAUUGUAAUCAGGGGCGUGGGUAGGGGGGAUGGGUUAAUCUUCCCCAUUUUUGAAAUCUCAAUUAGUAAAUAAAUAGGUAAUAAUAAAAAUACAAAUUUAACAAACAAUUGAAGGCCAACCCCUGUCCCAUAAAUAAUCUAUACCAACGCCCUUGAUUGUAUUGCAUUAUUAUUAUUAUUUUUAUUGUGUUAUUACGUUAUCUUGGACGAUUAUUAUCAAUUUGUAUUAUAUUUCUGUAUUGUGCCGUCGAAACAGUUAACAACGUGAAGUUCGCGGUGACCGACAUGUCCGGUCGGGACGGGUACCGGGCCCUGUGGGAGUCAAUGUACGGGCAGUGCGACGCCAUCGUGUUUGUGGUGGACAGCACGGACCAGAUGCGGUUUGCCGUGGUCAAGGACGAGCUGGACAUGAUGCUCCGGCACCCGGACGUGGCCGGCCGGCUGAACCUGCCGAUACUGUUCGUGGCCACCAAAACGGCUGCGCCGGACGCGUGCGGUGCGUCCACCGUGGCCACGGCACUACGGCUACACGAACGCCUGGAACCGAAUCGCCAGUGGCGAUUGGCCAGUACCGAUGCGAUUACCACCACCACCGUCGGUGCUGGUAUGCCGGGCCAACCCGUGGACGACGGACUCCGGGAGGCGAUGGAAUGGCUAGUCGAUCUUGUCAAAGUCUCUCAUCAUCGACAAUCGUAGGCGCGUGAUAACCGGGUGAUAUCACGUGAUAGCCGCCAUAGUAUCUGUGGUAGGUAUCACUGCGAUUAUUACGUCAUCUGUCGUGUCGUGUGCUUUUAGUCGUAUUGUUCUGAGUAUCCGUUAAAAUCGUGUAGUAUCAUUCAGUAAUGAUAACAUCAUGACUUACCGGGAUAUCUCCAGAGCUGUGCUGAGGUCAGCUUUCGUAUUGUGUUGGUAUAAAUCCACAAUGUAUUAGUAACAGUAAAAGCCACGUUCAUUUGAAAAAUCACGACACGACAAAUGUCACUGUGAUACCGAAAGUGGACGCAUUUAAAAGUUCUCGGCUGUUCGCGUUCCGAAUUGAGUAUUCUAUCAAAGGCCAUCGCUGUCAUUAAGUAUAAAAUAUAUACAGGGUAGUUUAGAGAAACGGGACAUUUUAGAAUAAGCCGUAAAUCAGAAAAAAACAAAUGAUUUGUUUAGUUUUAUUGUUAAAAAUAAAAAAUAAAUUAUAUUAUAAUAAUAAGCGUCCAAGGUAAACAUUUUCAAUAUUUUUUAUAAACAAUGUCUAUUAGGUGCACUUUUGGUUUGGAAUGUUGGGUUUGUUCCCAGGAUCAACGUUUAUUGGUUAGGUUAACCUAACCAAUAAAGGUUCCAACUCCCAAUAUCACCUGGGGGGGUCAUUGACGAAGGAAAGGCUUGUGCGUAUGAGAUUUUUUUUCUUGUGGAGCUACCUUAAAAUCAAUGUACAAAAUUGGCCCAAUAACAAUUGCCGAAUUCGAAACGAGGAUUUAAUAAUUAUUGAAUAAUUACUGAAUCCUCGUUUUGAAGCCAACCGGAAUUUCAUCUUGUGAGCAUUGUUUUUGGAAAUUGAAAUUGUUGGUUUUGGGACACUUAAUGACAUCUUAUUUACAUGUUUAUAACAGUUAUCAAUUGAAUACCAUGAAUUAUUUAACUUUAAAAUUAUGAUAUUAUAUAUAUAGAUUUGUACAUAGUACAUUAUAUUUAUUCAAUAUUGUAAAAUUUCAAUUUUAUGUAUUAUUUGACUACAUACACAGGCAAAUUAUAUACUGCCUGCAAUAUAACAGUACACCAUAAUAGGAAUAUAAUCUAAACAUGUUUCAGUUACUAUUUUAUGAAUAAAAAUCAAAUUAUUUUAAUUUUAAGUUUUAUGAUUAAUGCAAUCGUAGUGUAUAAGUACUUAUUAUAAUAUGUUACUUCCAGAACGAAUGCGACGAACUGAAAUUUCAAUCUGAACUGCACGUUUAAUUCACAUUAUUAGGUACCUAAUACUUUAUUUAUUCAUAUUAUAUUAUUAUGUAAAACACAAAACAAACGGUUAAACAGUUUUAAUACAUUUGUAUAAUUAGAAUAAUUAUAAUAUAUCCCAAUCGUCUCUCUCCUUACUAAGUUAUGUGUUGGCCAUUCUAAUUUCUGCCUUUAUCUCUCUCUCUCUUUCUCUCUCUUUGUUAAACAUUUUUACUUAAGUUAAUUAAAAUAUUUUAAAGACAAUACAAAUUAAUAAAACCAAUCUUAUACAUAUUAUUUGUGUUAUUAUUUUACUUUGUAUACUAGUUGAUAAUUUAUAUAGCAUACUACGUAUAAAUUAUUAGGAAAUCAAUUUAAUUUUAAAAAUUUCGUUUUCC